Aegilops tauschii subsp. strangulata is the source of this 1040-nucleotide messenger RNA. RefSeq names its product transcription factor bHLH19-like. Gene Ontology annotation, molecular function: protein dimerization activity. The record is from RefSeq and is a predicted model, not a curated record. Lineage: Eukaryota; Viridiplantae; Streptophyta; Magnoliopsida; Poales; Poaceae.
AUGUAUCAGCAAGAAGGGGGUCCAGUACCCGUACCCGGUAGGGAGCAGCAGUUUGCAGAGCCACCGCUACCUGGCCGUGAAGCGCAGUGCUACACGCCACCGAUGGCAAUCCCGAUGUUCAGUCCAUCUCGCAGCUCCAAUUUCCCGAGCUUUGGGGGCUCAUCGUCAUUGCCGAACUUGCCAUUCGGAUCGGCAACGGUGAAGAACGAGCUGGGGCAACCGUCUCCGCCGCCAUCAUCCAACUUCCUCUCCUUCGGCCCUGGCCAGGCUAGCACCCUGAACUUCUCCGGCUGGCAGCGCGACGGAGUCCAAGGGACGAUGCAGCAGCUGCAGGCGCCCGAGAGGCGGGGCAGGGCGCCGCAAGAGCACGUCAUCGCCGAGCGCAAGCGGCGGGAGAAGCUGCAGCAGCAGUUCGUGUCCUUGGCCACCAUCGUCCCCGGCCUCAAGAAGACUGACAAGCUCUCUCUGCUGGGGAGUACCAUCGACUACGUGAAGCAGCUCGAGGAGAAGGUGAAGGCCCUGGAGCAAGGCUCACGGAGGCCGUCAGAGUCCAUGGUGUUCGACAGCAAAUGCUGCAUAUCCGCUCCCAACAACGAUGCAGCAGGCCCCAGCGGGAGCGGCUCCGGGUCCGGGUACUCAAGCCCGGACAUUGAGGCCAGCAUCAAAGGGAACACGGCACUCCUGAAUAUCUGCUGCAACGAGAGGAGAGGGGUGCUGGUGAUGAUCAUGUCUGAGCUCGAAAAUCAGGGCCUGUCAAUCAUAAACACCAACGUCAUACCGUUUACGGACUCCUGCCUCAACAUCACCACCACGGCAAAGGCAAGGCCCCUCUGCCCUGGUCAUAUAUACAUUGUGCAUAUGCGGUUAUAACUUAACUGUCAUUUGUUAGUACAAUUCUAAUGUAUAUAUGUUCAGAAGAUUGACAUGUUCACUUUUGUCCAGAUCGAAGAGGGGGUUUUGUCCGCAGUUGAGCUCGUGAAAAACUUGAAGAUGGCCCUCAGAAGUUUCAGCUGGAAGUAGAAUGGAAGCGAUUUGUACAA